Molecule: messenger RNA, 2046 nt
Organism: Vicia villosa (hairy vetch)
Lineage: Eukaryota; Viridiplantae; Streptophyta; Magnoliopsida; Fabales; Fabaceae
Exons: 7
Coding region: 1-2046 (681 amino acids)
Biological process (GO): telomere maintenance; DNA repair
Molecular function (GO): DNA helicase activity
Source: RefSeq, a predicted model, not a curated record
AUGGAAUCUGAGAGACUUCGAUGGUUAAGAAAAAAUCAGUCAAAACUACGAGUAGGCAAAUAUGAUCAUCUUCCAGAUGCUAGGACAAAUGGACAUACACUUGGUGUAGCUACAGGGAAAAGGGUUGUCCUACCUUCGUCGUAUGUUGGAAGCCGUAGAUAUAUGGAUCAGUUAUACUUUGAUGGCAUGGCAAUUUGUAGUUAUGUCGGAUUUCCUGAUUUGUUUAUUACAUUCACAUGUAAUCCAAAUUGGCCGGAAAUACAACAUAUACUAAGUUCUGCAAAUCUGAAAGCGUCCGAUCGUCCGGAUCUCAUUACAAGAAUCUUCAAACUGAAAUUUGAUGCGUUACUGUCCGAUUUGACCAAAAAGAGUAUCAUGGGGAAGGUUCUUGCGUAUAUGUACGCAAUUGAGUUCCAGAAAAGAGGCCUGCCCCAUGCUCACAUAUUAUUUUUUCUUCAUCCGUCGAGCAAGUAUCCAACACCUGCUGACAUUGAUCGUAUCAUAUCAGCAGAAAUACCAAACAAAGACACUAACGAAGAGUUAUAUAACUUGGUCAAAACUCACAUGAUACACGGACCCUGCGGAAAUGCUUUUCGUAAUUCUACGUGUAUGAAGGAAGGAAAAUGUUCAAAAUACUUCCCUAAAGACUUCAGACGUGAUUCGAUCGUUGAUCAAGAUGGAUAUCCGCCAUCCGUCAAAUAUUUGUUCAAAUACAUCAACAAAGACUAUGAUAGAAUAACUGCUGCAAUUGUCAUGAAUGAAGAUGGAUCUGUUUCGCAACAUGACGUCGUCGAUGAGAUAAAGCAGUAUAUUGACUGUAGGUACGUUUCUUCAAGCGAAGCUGCUUGGAGAAUUUAUGCUUUUCCUAUUCAUGGAAGAAAACCAGCUGUAGAAAGACUUCAUUUUCAUGCUGAGGGACAAAAUUCUAUUUUCUAUACUGAUGCCAGCCCUAUUACCACAGUCCUUGAUAAACCGAGCGUUACUGAGUCAAUGUUUACAUCCUGGUUUGAAGCCAACAAGAAAUACGACGAAGCGCGUCAACUAACGUAUAGCAAUUUUGUUUUGAAGAUGAUGCUAACACAUGUUAAAGGACCGAAAAGCUACGAUGAAAUAAAGACAAUAAACAAUGUUAAGUACGAUAGUUUCCGUGAUGCAUGUUUUGCUAUGGGAUUUAUUGGUGAUGAUCGAGAAUUCAUAUCUGCAAUAACAGAAGCAUUUCAUUGGGGUUCUGGACAUUAUUUGAGAUUACUUUUUGUUCACAUGUUAUUGUCAAGUAGCAUUAAUAGGCCUAAGCAUCAAAGGAUUGCAAACAACAGAGUUCUGCGGUUAACAAAUGAAGAAAUUCUGAAUUUAACAUUGAUUGAAAUUGAAAAACUUCUUCGGCGAAGUCGAAAGAGUUUAAGUGAUUUCCUUGGAAUGCCAAAACCACAGGGUUACAUAAUUGAGGAGCUUGGAAAUAAUUUCAUAUAUGAAGAGCGAAACUACGAUCCUGCUGAACAACUUCAAGAGUUUAAUAUGCUGUACUAUGAACAAAGAGAUGUUUUCAAACAAAUCUUGACGGUUGUUGAUACCCAGAACGGAGGCGUAUUCUUUCUGUAUGGAUACGGCGGUACAGGAAAAAUAUACAUGUGGAGAACAUUAGCUUCUUACAUAAGAUCAAGAAGACAAAUAUGCUUGACAUUUGCCUCUUCAGGUAUUGCAUCCCUGUUGCUCCCUGGUGGUCGAACGACACAUUCUAAAUUUAAGAUUCCAAUUCCCACAUUUGAAUCUUUGACAUGCGACAAUAACAAGGGUAGUGACAGGGGGGACUUGCUAAAAGUAUCAAAAUUGAUUAUUUGGGAUGAAGCUCCUAUGUGUCACAAAUUUUGUUUUGAAGCUUUGGAUAAAACCCUCAGAGACAUCAUGGGUGGAUCCAGGUCAUCAGAUAAAAUAUUUGGUGGUAAGGUAAUUGUUAUUGGUGGCGAUUUCAGACAGAUUCUACCGGUUAUUCCAAGAGGCAGUCGUUCAGAUAUAAUUCAUGCAACUAUCAAUUCAUCAUACAUUUAG